AUGUCUAUUUUCAAGGUUCAUUUAAAAAAAUUAAAUUGUAAUAUAAAAAAUAGGUUUUUCUCCUCGUUAAAUAAAUUAAAUAAUGUUAAAGAUUUCCAUGAUGAAAUAAUAAAGUGUAUAGAAAAAGUGAAAGAAGUAAAUCCAUUAGUUCACUGCAUAACUAAUAGGGUUACAACUGAAAAAAUGGCAAAUAGCUUACUAGCAUUUGGUUCAUCUCCUGCUAUGAUUGAUAAUCCUAAAGAAGUCGAAGAAUUUGCUAAAGUAUCAUCUUGCACUUAUUUUAAUUUAGGUUUGCAUACAAGUCAAAUAGAUAACAUAAAUGUAUUAGAAAAAUUAAGAAAAGAAAUAAUGAAAGAUGAUUUAAUUUUAAUAAUAGAUCCAAUAGCUGUAGGAGCAACGAAAUAUAGAACAAAUAUUAUUAAAGAGAUAAUUUUAAAAUGCAAACCAAAUGUUAUUAAAGGUAAUGUAGCUGAAAUUUUUUAUUUAGAUAAAGAAGAAUUUGUUGGAAAGGGUGUUGAUAGCAAUAAUAGCUCACUUAAUGAGGCAGAUAUAAUUAGAAGUGCAAGAAAUGUAGCUUUAAAAUAUAAUUGUACUGUUGUUGUUACAUCAAAAUGUGAUUAUAUUGUAAGCAAGUGUUCUCAUAAUAUAGCUAAAAUUAACUGUGACUUAAAAAUUUUGACAAAAAUUACAGGCUCAGGUUGUUCAGUUGGUGCAUUGUGUGCUGCAGCAACUUCUGUAAAUUCUCAAAAUUCAUUCAUAGCUUGCACAUCUGCUACUCUUAUUUAUAAAUUAGCCGCCUUUAAAGCAUAUAAGAAAGAAACUUAUCCUGGAUCUUUAAGUCAUAAAAUUAUUGAUUAUAUAUAUUACUAUUCAAAUAAUCCUCAAUUUUUAAAUUUUCAAGUGUUAGAUUUUUACAAAAUCAUUUAA
This is a messenger RNA of Plasmodium gallinaceum, 927 nucleotides long. Its product is annotated as hydroxyethylthiazole kinase, putative. The transcript has a single exon. Gene Ontology annotation, molecular function: ATP binding; hydroxyethylthiazole kinase activity; magnesium ion binding. The record is from RefSeq and is a predicted model, not a curated record. Gene Ontology annotation, biological process: thiamine biosynthetic process. NCBI's taxonomy places the organism in Eukaryota, Apicomplexa, Aconoidasida, Haemosporida, Plasmodiidae. Bases 1 to 927 code for a protein of 308 amino acids.